Molecule: messenger RNA, 801 nt
Organism: Merops nubicus (carmine bee-eater)
Lineage: Eukaryota; Metazoa; Chordata; Aves; Coraciiformes; Meropidae
Gene: MTCH1
Product: mitochondrial carrier 1
Exons: 11
Biological process (GO): positive regulation of apoptotic process
Cellular component (GO): mitochondrion; membrane
Source: RefSeq, a predicted model, not a curated record
GUUGGGCACGAGCCACUGCCUCCAACCGUGGGGAGAAACGUCCUGGGAAGGAAGGUCCUGUACCUGCCUGGCUUCUUCACCUAUGCCAGGCACAUCGUGGAGGUGGAUGGGAAGAGGGGCCUCUUCCGUGGCCUCACUCCUCGCCUCAUCUCAAGCACUUUAUCAACCAUCUCCAGGGGGAGUGUGAAGAAGGCCUUUCCACUGGAGGACAUGGAGCACGUUUCUAACAAGGAUGAUGUGAAGACCUCCCUUAGGAAAGUGGUGAAGGAGACCUCCCACGAGAUGAUGAUGCAGUGUGUGUCCCGGGUCGUGUCCCACCCCCUGCACGUCAUCUCUAUGCGCUGCAUGGUCCAGUUUGUGGGCAGGGAAGUCAAGUACAGUGGUGUGUUCAGUGCCAUCGGCAGGAUAUUUAAGGAAGAAGGGAUCCUGGGAUUCUUUGUUGGUUUAGUCCCUCACAUCCUGGGGGAUGUCAUCUUCCUCUGGUGCUGCAACCUCUUGGCUCACUUCAUCAACACCUACGCAGUGGACGAUAACUUCAGCCAGGCGUCGGUGAUCCGGAGCUACACAAAGUUCGUGAUGGGGAUCGCUGUGAGCAUGCUGACGUACCCCUUCCUUCUCGUGGGGGAUCUCAUGGCAGUGAACAACUGUGGGUUGCGUGCUGGGCUCCCCCCCUACGCCCCGGCCUUCACCUCCUGGAUCCACUGCUGGAGGUACCUCAGUGCUCAGGGGCAGCUCUUCCGUGGCUCCAGCCUGCUCUUCCGCCGGGCACCCAUGCCAGCUGCCUGCCUCCCCCUCGACUGA